GUUAAAGGGCAGCCGCAGCAGCACCAGCACGAGAGCACGCGCAUCACAGCUCGCGUUCGUGACGUGUCAGGUGGAGUCAAACCCGUUCGAAUCUCCUACGAGUCAUGCAGCAGCAUCUUCAGGGUCGGGAACGCCAACAAAGCUGGGGGCCUCAGCAGGGCCAGCAGCCGACCGAAGAACCACGGCAGCAGUCCCCGCAGCCGCAGCAUUCCCAGCAGGCUUUGCAACUUGAACAGCGGCCCUCUGCGUUUCGCGAGCGCAGAGAUCGCGUGGUGGACUCGGUGCUGAACGCAUCCCGGAGGGCGUCGGCGCAGGCGGCCAGCUUCGUCAACACGGCACGCAAGCGGCUGUCCUGCUGGAGCCAGCCUCCGCUGGGGCGCCUCAACGAAAGCGCCGUGUACGGUACGUGCGUGGCCGGCGCCGCCUUGGUCGUGCUCGUGGCGCUGGCGCUCAUCGUUCGGGCCGGACUGCGCGGCGCGACCAGCCUCGCCUCGGCCGCCGGCGACGUCGGCGGCGAACCGCACAGCGUCGAACACGUGCCCGCGUUACAGGAGCAGCCGUGCUCUUCGCCGUCGUGCAACCAGGUGUCACGCACGCUGCUUCUCUCGCUGAGCCACGAGACAUCGCCCUGCGCCAACUUCUACGAGUACGUCUGCGAGGGCUGGAAGCGAAGGCAUCCGCUGCAAGAUGACAAGUACCAAGUCAGCGUCCUGACGGAGGCCGAGCGCGAGGUGCGCAGGCGCCUCAUGCUGGCGCUCGAGACGUCGGCCAUCCCCCGCCGCAACCAGUCGCAGAUCGACAAGGUGGUGGCGCUGUACCGCUCCUGCGUGGGCUCGCUGUCGCGCGGGGGCCGGAGCCUGCACGACCUGCGCGCCUUCUUCCGGCUGCACAACAGCCGGUGGCCCGAGCCGCACGCGCCGGAGCGGCCCGAGUUCUUCGACCACCUGCUGGAGCUGGACAUCCGCUGGAACCUGGCCAUCGCGUUCCGCUACCGGUUCGCGCCGGCCGACGACCGCGCGGGAGGGCGCACCGUCGUGCUGCAGCCCGUCGUGCCCGACGCGAGCGUGCUGGGGCCGGCCACGCGGCGCGCGUACCAGUCGCUGAUCGCGACCGUGGCGACCCUGCUGGGCGGCGAGGCCAACUACGUGGACCUGGUGGACACCGUGGUCAGCGUGGACAGCGUCCUCGUGCGCCAGCCCGCCGACGACACGCGGCUCGCGGUGCCCUGGACGCGGAUCUACAGCGUGCUGCCCGGAACCACGUACCAGAUGUGGCUGCGGCCGUUCGCCAAGUACCACCCGCUGGGCGGAACCGUGCACGGGCUCGACCCCGUGCAGGUGCACAGUCCGCGGUACUUCAACUCCAUGCUGACGGUGCUGCUGGAGAACGUGGCCAACGGCCGCUCGUCGUGGUACGUGGGCUGGCGGCUGGUGCUGACGCUCGCCUGCCAGACGUCGCACGAGUUCCGCUCGCUGCGCCAGACCAAGUUCCUCUGGCCCCGGGGCCAGUGCGGGGCGUUGGACGUGCACACCCACUGCCGCGCCCUCGCCCAGAGGCUCCUGCGGCCCCAGUGGCAGGGGUUCGUGACCAAGGUGCUGCUGUCGCCGGACGCCGUGUUCGAGGUGCUGGGCAUCGUGAAGCGCAUACGGAGCACCCUGGAGGAGCGGCUCCGCCAGGCCACGUGGAUGGACCCGGAGACCCGGGUGCGCGCCUUCACCAAGCUGGGGGACCUGCGCGAGCAGCUGCCCAAGUUCUUCGUGUUCGACGGACGCACGCCCGAGUACGAGCGAUACGCUCGACUGCCGGACCUCACGCCCUCUUUCCUCGAGAACUGGCUCGCCUUCCGGCACGCCCUGGGCCCCGGCGUGGACCCACCGCGCACCGCCAACGGCUCGCUGGAGUCGUCGUCGGGCGGCGUCCGCAGCGAAUCCGACGAGGAGGACCUGCUGCACUUCGAGGUCGCCUACGAGGCGGCCGCCAACGAGCUGCGGCUGAACGUGGACGUUCUGGCGCGCCCCGUGUACAGCCGCGGCGCGCCCGCCCCCGUCAACUUCGGCGCGCUGGGCGCCAUCUUGGGCCGUGAGCUGACGCGCGCGUUCGACCGGCAGGGGGCCCUGGUCGACGCCGUCGGCAAGCCCAACCUGUGGUGGUCGCCCGAGACGCAGAGGAAGUACGAGAUGCGCGAGCGCUGCUUCCUGGGUCAGCUGACGCGUCACGUGAACGACUCGGCCGCGGCGCGCAAACUCCUGCGGCGGAUCGUGACCGUCAGCUCGGGCCUGCGGCUCGCCUUCUUCGCCCACAAGGCGCACGAGCUGGAGAGCGGCAGGCGCGAGACGCUUCGCGACGUCACCGCCCUGUCGGGCGACCAGCUCCUGUUCGCCAGCUUCUGCUACGCGCACUGCCACAGCGUGGGCAAGCUGGGCGAGGUGCUCGACCUGCGCUUCGGGCGUCGCACGCUCGGCGAGCUGCUCUGCAACGUCGCCGUCGCCAACAUGCUCGAGUUCUCCGAGGCCUUCGGGUGCGCCGAAGACGCCAAGAUGGCCGCCGCGGUCAAGUGCCGCAUCUGGUGACGACGCGGAGUUGGGGGAACCGGUGACGUCGUCGUGUCGUAGCCGCUGGGGCCGUCGCGGCCUCGUCGGCGUCGCGGUGCGGAGCUCAUUGCCCGCUCAUCGCGUUCGUUUUAACUCCUCCUCCCAUGUCCUUCUAAAGGCAAUUCCUCCACCCCCUUUUGCGUGCUUCAACACUGCCAGGGCUGAUAUUCUUCUUUUAUAUUUUCUUUGUAACUCUCUUGUAAGUCUUGUAGCUCUCUAUCGUGCGGUUAUUAUUUUUAUAAAAGCGUGUCUUGUGACUGUG
Dermacentor albipictus is the source of this 2853-nucleotide messenger RNA. RefSeq names its product neprilysin-1-like. Gene Ontology annotation, cellular component: plasma membrane. NCBI's taxonomy places the organism in Eukaryota, Metazoa, Arthropoda, Arachnida, Ixodida, Ixodidae. Gene Ontology annotation, biological process: protein processing. Gene Ontology annotation, molecular function: metalloendopeptidase activity. The record is from RefSeq and is a predicted model, not a curated record.